CUAACUAAACUCUGAACUAAGCUUCAAAAUGUCGGUAUUCUGAAAUAUGUCAUUUUGCAUUUGAUUUAUGUUGACUUAUAAAUUAAAAAUUAAUCAGAAGGGCUACUGCAGUAGGCUUUUGGGUUCUGCCUACAUUUUUAAAUGAACAAAAAUAAAUCAAUGAGUAGAUACGGACCGCUUGUUGGUGCAAUUGACGAAGGAACCAGCAGCGUUAGGUUUUUGGUUUUUGCUGGAGAUACUGCUGAAGUACUAACUUAUCAUCAAGUUUCGAUAUCUAAGUCACAUCCAAAAGAAGGAUGGGUUGAACAAAAUCCAAUGGAAAUAUUGACAGCUGUGAAGGAGUGUUUGAAUCAAACUGUACAUAAUUUGCGCCAACUUACUAUUGACCCAGCUGAUAUAGUUGCAAUCGGAAUAGCGAAUCAGAGAGAAACAUCAAUAAUAUGGGAUUCUGUUACCGGUGAACCCUUGUACAACGCAAUUGUGUGGAUGGAUAUGCGCACAACUAAUAUUGUAGAAGACAUACUGAAGGGAGUUCGUAACAAUAAAAACUUCCUCAAACCUUUAUGUGGCCUUCCAAUUAGCCCCUACUUUAGUGCAGUCAAGCUUAAAUGGUUAAUGGAAAACGAAAUAAGUGUGCAAGAAGCCAUUAAGAAAAAACGAUGCAUGUUUGGUACGGUUGAUUCCUGGCUUAUUUGGAAUUUAACAGGUGGCAUACAUGGAGGAACUCAUAGUACAGAUGUCACAAACGCUUCUAGAACAAUGCUAAUGAACAUUUCUACUUUAAAGUGGGAUUCCACUCUACUCGAAUUUUUCCAAAUACCACCAGAGAUAUUGCCUCAAAUUCGAAGUUCUUCAGAAAUUUAUGGCCAUGUCUACGAAGGAGUACUGCGGGGUGUUCCAAUAUCAGGGUGUUUGGGUGACCAGCAGUCAGCCUUAGUUGGUCAAAUGUGCUUUGAACUUGGCCAAACAAAAAGCACAUAUGGAACUGGUUGUUUUCUUCUAUAUAAUACAGGAACAGCGAUUGUGGAUUCAACCCAUGGUUUAUUGACAACUGUUGCGUAUCAAUUAGGACCUCAAUCACCUCCCGUAUAUGCAUUGGAAGGAUCGGUAGCAAUUGCAGGAGCACUUAUACAAUGGUUGAAAGACAAUAUGGAAAUACUUGCUAAAGUAAAAGACUGCGAAUCUACGGCUAAACAGUAUCCAAAUGACAAUCGAAUUGUGUUUGUCCCAGCAUUUACGGGACUGUAUGCACCGUAUUGGCAAAAAGACGCACGCAGCGUUAUAUGUGGGAUCACUGAAGAUACAACUAGUGCACAUAUUGUAAAAGCAGCUUUACAAGCUGUAUGCUUUCAAACCAGGGAUAUACUCGAGGCAAUGAAAAAAGAUACGGGUUCUUUAUUUCCAAAGUUGCUAGUAGACGGAUCAAUGACUACCAAUAGUUUACUAAUGCAGAUGGAAGCUGACAUAUGUGGGAUUCCAGUGGUUCGGCCUCUGAUGUGUGAAACCACAGCUCUUGGUGCUGCAGUUGCUGCUGGCAGGGCAGAAGGCAUUCGCAGAUGGGAUGUGAGACUCGACGUUCCAGUACCCAGUGAUACAUUCAUGCCAUCUAUAACUGAUAAUGAACGAGAUAUUCUUUAUUCGCAGUGGAAAAGGGCCAUUAAAAGAAGCUUAGGAUGGGAGCCUUUAGUAAAGUUCAAUGAUGGCGAACAAGAUCUGCAUAAGAUGACUGCAACGGGUCUUUUUGUUAUAGGUACAAUAAUUUUUCUGUUGGUUGCGAAGUAUCGGGCACCUACUUAAUUAGAAUAGUAUUUCAUAAUUUUCUUUCGGAAUUGUAAUACAAAUAUACUAUAUUUUCACUUGUUUAAUGACAA
Molecule: messenger RNA, 1871 nt
Organism: Belonocnema kinseyi
Lineage: Eukaryota; Metazoa; Arthropoda; Insecta; Hymenoptera; Cynipidae
Product: glycerol kinase-like
Exons: 10
Coding region: 142-1797 (551 amino acids)
Biological process (GO): triglyceride metabolic process; glycerol-3-phosphate biosynthetic process; glycerol metabolic process
Cellular component (GO): mitochondrion
Molecular function (GO): glycerol kinase activity
Source: RefSeq, a predicted model, not a curated record